Molecule: messenger RNA, 192 nt
Organism: Pseudocercospora fijiensis CIRAD86
Lineage: Eukaryota; Fungi; Ascomycota; Dothideomycetes; Mycosphaerellales; Mycosphaerellaceae
Exons: 2
Coding region: 1-192 (63 amino acids)
Source: RefSeq, a predicted model, not a curated record
AUGGGGGCCACCAUCCUCGAGGGUCUGUUCAUGGACUUCACAAAAUUGCAAAUGCUGCCUCCGAAUAUCACUAGGAGCGGUCAGGAGAAGCAACGUGCAGCAAGCAAGGCAGCAGCAGUCAAGUCAAGUGGUAGUUGGCAGCCGGCCGGUGGUAGGAUUCAUGCCCCACUCACCUGCGGCGAUCACAUUUAG